CUUCCACCUCCUAAACUUUCACUAAAUCGUCGCAUAUUCGCAUCUUCAUAUCUUCACAUCCUCACAUCUUCACCAUCCCGCCUCUCUACAGCACGACCCUCUAACGUCUCAUCUCGCUAACGGAGAUGCCCGGGCUCUCUCGCAGCCGCAUUGCUAAAGAUAUCAACCUCGCUACGUGCGGCUGAGAUAGCCCGUCUUCCUCCAAUGCUCGAUCCCUGAUUCGACGCCUCCACACGACCCAAAACCGCGGCUUCUCCCGACCGUCCGAGCCAAGGAUCCGCGCCGUUGAAGUCCCCUGGAUCCCGCAUUCAGCACGGCCGCCACGCGACGAAGCUUCGUCGUUUAAACCAUUCAUGUCUUGAACCAGCUGGCCCGGCUCUCCAACCUUGUUCAUCUCUUCUUCCCUCCAUCCAUCCCGUCCACACACCCUCGUCCCGCCGAGGCCUGCUGGCCAUGUCAUCUGACUCUGCCGACUCCUUCGGCGCAACAAUGUCAAAAACCGUCAGCGAACCCGAAGACCGCUCGCGUACCGUUCGAUUCCCCUCGCUCGAGAUCGACACCCACGACUAUGCCACCUCCCCGACCUCGUCCACGAAAACCCGUGCGUCUGCCGCUCCCCCCCGCGACACCAUCGGUGCGCCUCUCACCCGCACAUCCACCGACAAGACCCUAUCCCCGCUACGACGCCGAGCCGGCACCUUCAAGCCCGUCGAAGACUAUGGCGACUUUGACAUGUCGCGCCCUGGCUGGCAGCCCGGCUCCGAGCCCGGCUUCGACCCCAACAAGUCGGACGGAGGCCAUGCCUCCAUGCCCACCCUCCGUGCAGACUGCGAAAUCUCCGUCUUCGACUUCAGCCAGGCCAACAUGGUCCAGCACAAGUUCGGCAAUGACGACUUCAUAGAGUUUCUGAAAAAGCCCCAGGAGCCCUGGGUCAAGAGCCGCUGGAUCAACGUCAACGGCCUCAGCUGGGACGUCAUCCAAGCCUGUGGCCAGUACUACAAGCUGCAUAAGCUGGCCAUCGAGGACAUCAUGAACACGAGAAACCGUACAAAGGCCGACUGGUACGCCAACCACGCCUUCAUCGUCCUGACCCUGCAGAAGCUGGUGCUCCUGCUCGACGACGACAGCAGCAGCAGUAGCAGCAGCAGCGACGACGACUCGGACGACGGCGCGAGCCUCAGAACCAGCAAGUCCGUCAAGGGCAUGAAGAAGCUGAAGCGCGCAUUUACCAUGGGCGCCAAGCCGCGUCAGGACCCCGAGGUCGGCAGACAAGCCGCCGGUAGGCCUACCGUCGUGACCCAGAGCAGCGGCUACCAGCUCAACCACCACACGAGCAGCCUCUCCCAGCUGCCCCAGACGGCCUUUGUCCGCACCCUCCAGCGCUACCACGCCUCUGCCAACGAGGUCCGCACCGAGUACAUGGAAACGCACUCCUCCCUCAUCUCGCGCGGCCUAGCCGUCUCCGCCGAGCAGGUCGCCAUCUUCCUCACCUCGGACAACACCGUAAUCUCCUUCUUCGAGAUGUCCGCCGAGGACAUUGAGCGCCCCAUCACCAUCCGCUUGGGCGAUCCCUCGACGAUCCUGAGGCAGUCGUGCGAUGCCUCGCUCGUCGUGCAGGCCAUCAUCGACGCCAUCAUCGACCUCGCCAUGCCCCUGACGGCCGUUUACAGCGACGUCAUCGGCGACCUCGAGCUCGACGUUCUCACGUCCCCGAGCAUCAAGCAGACGCGUAGCCUGUACAUCUGUGUCAGCGAGAUCAACAAGAUGCUCACCUUCCUCAACCCCAUCGACAACCUUGUCAACGUGCUGCGCGACCACCGCACCGAGCUGUCGCAGGACGAGGCCGCCCGCCAGCUGCAGAAUCCGGCUAGCGGCGUUAUCGUCACGCCCCUCACCCACACCUACCUCGGCGACGUGCUCGAUCACUGCGUCAUCAUCACCGAGAGCAUGCAGCAGAUCAAGCGCUCCGCCGACAACCUCAUCGACCUCAUCUUCAAUACCAUCUCGGCGAACCAGAACGAGAGCAUGAAGCAGCUGACCAUCAUCACCAUCAUCUUUCUGCCCUUGACCUUCUUGACCGGGUAUUUUGGUCAAAACUUUGAAGACUUUCCCGAAAUCGGCAAUAAAUGGGGCAUUCGGUUUUUUUGGAUCAUUGCCUGUCCGGUCGUCUUCUGCACCAUCCUCAUUAUGAUGCGCUCUUGGAUCUGGUCCUGGUGCGUGUCCUUCUGGCAGAAGCGUAAGAUUAGUGCCGAGAGAAAGAAGCAGAAGAAGAGAAGGGCCAGAAGGGCGAGGAGGAGGGCCAAGGCGGAUUAGGGGUGCCGUCAUCUUUGGAGUGUUUCUCCCCACCAUAGACCGAGUAGAGUUGCUUGUUUCGUUUGUCAGUGAUACCCUCAUCAAAUAGACGGCCGGUUAGAUGUUUUUGUUUUCUGCAUUCGAAAAGUUUAUUUUAUUUUAUUUUUGCUGGCUUGAGAGA
Colletotrichum destructivum is the source of this 2473-nucleotide messenger RNA. Its product is annotated as Putative Mg2+ transporter protein, CorA-like/Zinc transport protein ZntB. The record is from RefSeq and is a predicted model, not a curated record. Bases 454 to 2313 code for a protein of 619 amino acids. Gene Ontology annotation, molecular function: cobalt ion transmembrane transporter activity; magnesium ion binding; cobalt ion binding. Gene Ontology annotation, cellular component: plasma membrane. Lineage: Eukaryota; Fungi; Ascomycota; Sordariomycetes; Glomerellales; Glomerellaceae. Gene Ontology annotation, biological process: transmembrane transport; metal ion transport. The transcript is spliced from 2 exons.